AUGUCUGCAGCCAACUCUAUUACUGUCCAAAAGCUGGAUAUGGAAAUCUAUGCGCUAAAGCAACACAUUAACGAUAUUCAUCAGGUGAUACAACAGCAAAGAACACUUCUCCAAGACGUGUUAACUAUUGUGGAAGACACAGUUGUUACAACAAAUUUGCAUUCGGAGUUAAUUGCCAAAUCCACUGAGUUGCACCAAAGUCAUGACUUAUUUAAGCGUGAACUUCUAUUUCUGCAUGACCCAAUAUUGUUCCACACACUUGCUUUUCUUGAUGAAGUGCAAACUGGAAUGAUCGAAUUGGCAGGGGGACGCAUACCUCUGUAUUUUGUAUCCAAGGAUAUUGUUCAUGCGAUGCUUGCCAAUGUGGAUGGAGAGACAAUUGAGCCUAUGCAAUUAAAUCUGGCCUUUUGAGAUGGGGAGCGCAAUACCUCUCUUAAUUGAUUCGGAACGUAUGGAGAUUUGCUUUUUAUUGACCAUACCAUAUGUAACUCCCAAAGACAUUUGUCAAAUGAAAAUAAUGUACUAUGUUAGAAAUGAUGUGAUUGCACAA
This is a messenger RNA of Pelobates cultripes (western spadefoot toad), 550 nucleotides long. The record is from the annotation of a GenBank genome assembly. NCBI's taxonomy places the organism in Eukaryota, Metazoa, Chordata, Amphibia, Anura, Pelobatidae.